AUGGCUUCAGUACAGCAAGAGGCUUGUGGCGUCUCAGCUGCUCGCCCGCUCAUCUGCUCACGUCUCUUCACUCGACUAUUGUCUGGCCUCAAUUCAUCCUCAGCCGCUCACACUACAGAAACUUUGAAGCCCAAGCAUGGCAUUGAGCUAGCUUCAUGCUUCAGGCUAAUUUUCCUUGCACCGCCCAUAUCGUGCGAGUUUACAAACCCAGGAACGCAGAAUGAAAUCUUGAUCCUCGGACAGCCUAUCCGUGUCACGUAUCGCGGUAUAGAUUAUAAAAAUUACACCAUUGCGUUAUGGCAGCAGCUGCCUCAAGGCGGAGGAGCCAUACUUGGCCCAGCCCUAUAUGUGACAACAGACGGCGGAUCGAAAAGUUUCGACUGGGUUGUACAGCUGUACGGGUUUGACCUCGAUUAUUCCAACAAAUUCUUUUUCUGGCUCUUUCAGGGCGACUACUCGAACCAGGGUCAUCCUGAAAAGGCGAAUCACAUGGUAUCUGGUUACUUUAUCAUUUUGAAAGCUUCUCCCUCGACAUCCUCGUCCUCGGCCGGUGCAACUCCCACCCCUACAGCCACCGACCAGCAAACUACAGCCACCAGCCAGGAAACUCCAACUCCAACUCCAACCCCGUCAAAUAGUAAAGGCAUCUCAACGGGUGCCAAGACUAGCAUUGCGGUAGGGGCGGUGGGCGGUGCUCUUGCCAUUAUCGGCGCCGCGGCAUUCUUUGUGCGGUACAGGAUGCGCAAGAACAAAGAGGCGCAAAAGGUAUCGGCUUCGAGCGGCGACAACAAUCUCUAUCCGCCAUCAUACUGCUCUCCGCCAGCUCCUGGUGCUGAGUUGUACUACAAAUCUCAUGGCGUAGCAUCAUUUGCUCCGCACAACGACAUUCCACGCGAUUAUGGCUUCAGUGGCCAGCCAAUCGCCCAUGCUCGUCAUCUCAAUCAAGCGCCAGUGGAAAUGGGCACCUGA
Molecule: messenger RNA, 969 nt
Organism: Beauveria bassiana ARSEF 2860
Lineage: Eukaryota; Fungi; Ascomycota; Sordariomycetes; Hypocreales; Cordycipitaceae
Exons: 4
Coding region: 1-969 (322 amino acids)
Source: RefSeq, a predicted model, not a curated record